Nematostella vectensis (starlet sea anemone) is the source of this 1894-nucleotide messenger RNA. Its product is annotated as cytochrome P450 2U1. The coding region runs from base 68 to 1561 and encodes 497 amino acids. The record is from RefSeq and is a predicted model, not a curated record. Gene Ontology annotation, molecular function: monooxygenase activity; heme binding; iron ion binding. The transcript has a single exon. Lineage: Eukaryota; Metazoa; Cnidaria; Anthozoa; Actiniaria; Edwardsiidae.
UAAUCCCUCGAUGGUGCAAGGUCUAGAAUAGUGCGCAUCCAGAUUAGCAUCUUCCAACUAAGCCAAGAUGUAUCUCGAGCUAGCCACACUUGCAGUGACCUUAUUCAUCGUUUAUCAUCUGUUCUUCGAGUUCAGAGAAGGUAACCUCCCCCCGGGACCACGUCCACUGCCGCUGAUCGGUAAUCUAAAUCUACUGAGCAACCAAAUGCACUUGGACUUUGCUGCACUCGAGAAAACAUACGGGAAGAUCUUUCGCGUGUAUCUAGCACACAAGCCGAUUAUUGUUCUAAGUGGUGAUGCUAUCAAAGAAGCACUUGUUCGGCAGCCGAGGAACUUUGCAGGACGACCACUUUUGCCAAUAACAGAAGAGGUGGUUGAUAAAAAAAGGGGCAAAAGUUUAUUUGCUAUGGACUAUGGAGAGAGAUGGCGCAUAUUUCGUAAGCUUGGUCAUUCAACCAUUAAAGUCUACGGCGAAGAUCGAUUGCAGGAGGUGAUCAAUGAAGAAGUGUCCGAGCUCUGUAAGCGUCUUGAAGAGAGCGACGAGAAACCGAUUGAUAUUACGAAACAGUUCGGCACAGCUGUCACUAACGUAAUCUGCACUAAGAUAUUUGGCAACCGUUAUGACAUUAACGACCCGGAGUUUCAGAGACUUUACUACAUCAACGACAAAUCUACACGUUUGAACAUAGGUGAGGGAUGGUUGAAAGAGGCGUUUCCUUUCCUUAAGCCAUUUCUUCCUUAUAGUCAGCAAGUAAAGGAAAUAAAGGAGCUAGACCAAGAGCGGUUUGUGAUCAUGAAAGCAAAGUACGAUGAGCACGUCCAGACAUUUGACCCAAAUCACAUUCGUGAUUACACAGACGCGCUACUGAAAGCGAAGCAAGAAGCAGAGGAAGAAGACAAGUCGAGCAAAGAACACUUCGGGGAAGGCCCCAUCAUCAUGGCAGGCCUUGUUACGUUAUUCCUCGCGGGCUCUGAGACCACAACCACUACCCUCAGCUGGGCAAUCGCCUACCUCCUUCACAACCCUGGCGUCCAGGCACGCCUGCACAAGGAAAUUGACCAGGUAAUCGGUAAAGAUGUAUCCCCAAAGCUAUCCCAGAGGACGAAUAUCCCGGUACUCGAGGCAUUCACCGCAGAGACGCAGCGCCUGUCGAAUCUGGUCCCACUCUCGUUACCGCACAAGACCACUUCUGACUGUACCCUCCUGGGGUAUGAAAUCGCUAAAGGCACCACUGUGUUCACAAAUCUCUGGUCGCUUCACCACGACCCCAGUAUCUGGAAGGAACCAGACACGUUCAACCUGGACCGCUUCCUGGACGCCAAAGGAAAAUUCCAGGCACCUGUUGGAGGUACCUUCCUGCCGUUUGGUGCCGGCCCGAGGGUGUGUCUAGGAGAGGUCUUGGCUCGCUCUGAGCUCUUCCUCUUCCUGGCCACACUUCUGCAGCACUUUGAGUUCGUAAACCCGCUUGGUUGUCCUUUGCCCUCCCUAGAGGGGGACAUGGGUGUUGUUUUACACCCCAAACCGUUUACUGUUUGCGUCCGUAAGCGUCGUGAUCAGUAGCUACACCUCACAUAUCACACUACACUAUAUGCGAAGUUUUAAAUUCAAAUAUAGCGAUAAAGUAUGUAUAAAAAAACCCAUUAUUACCCGAGCAGUAACUUGAUGGAUGUGUCUUUAUGAACGAUAGCAACAAGGAUGGCGACAGCAGACAGCAAUUGAAACUCACAAGCCAGACAUGAAAUCCAUUCAGUCUGGUAUUUUUUAGCUCUUCUCCAUAAUACGAGGACCACGCCAAAGAACCAAGAUUCACAGUCUCUCGAGGAGAUAGGCAUUUUGUACUGUAAACCAAUAAAUCUGGGUUCGCUAAAGUAGAAAUAAACCUUAGGGAAUGUG